AUGGGUAAACGAGGGCUCAGGCGAAAAAUUUUAUGCGGCAUUCUUUUGCCUUUAAUGACUGGAAUAAUUAUUACUGGAGUCAUAGCUGCUGUUCCUUUAUAUGUUGAAUACCCCAAAUGAUUAGACAAUUAUAUAGAUGAUAUGACCUAUAGUCAAGGAGUUGCUUUGCUAAAUAUGAGCGAGUACAUGGCAUUAGCUGGCUCAUAUUCAGUUAUUCAAUACUCUGCUAACCUGAUGAUCAUUGCAGGAGCCUUAAUUGAUAAAUACAACCAAAAGCAGCUAAAAACAAAGCCUUAUUUUGAUGAUUCCAAUAAUUAUGUAAAUGGGCAAUUAUUUGACUUAAAACAGUCAUUUCCGCCUGGCUAUGACUCAUCUACAAAUAAAAGCUAUGAAGCUGCUGUAUGAUAUUUAAAUCCAAUAAAUUACCAAAAAUAUAAAAAUAAUUGCUAUUUUUUUUUAAAAAAUAAAUAAAAUUUAAAUCCAUAUCAGAUUUUUCCACAACAACUUUCUACCCAAUCUCUCUUGAACUUGAAGUCUUCCGCUAUUUUUGACAGUUUUUUAAGGCCCAUAGCAUCAAUUGGGAAGAUCAGACCUUGAUAUUUUGCACAAGACUAUAUAGGAUGGUCAUCUGAUGGGCUAUUUUAUUCAAAUCCAUCACAAUAUAGCGGAUUUAUUGUAUACAGAGACUAUUCAGGAAAAUGCGUUUAUAAUCUUCAUAGGCCACCUCAGUUUGACCCAAGGUGUAGACCAUGGUAUCAAGAUACAAAAAAUGCGACCAAUAAAACAGCUGCAAUUUUAACUGAGCCGUAUUUAUUUACCAAUACAAAUAAUUUAGGCCAAACUGCAUGCAGAGGAAUUUGGAUUAGCAGCGCAAUGCAAGCUGCUGUAUGCAUUGAUUAUUAUCUUGACACGAUAGAAACCCAUAUAAUAAAUUCGCUGAAAAAUACGUCAUCGUACUGCUAUUCAUUAGACACAACAGGAAAAGUUGUUUUACACCCUAACUUAAAUAGAAAUAAUCCUACAAUACCUUCAAUCCAGCAGCUUGAAUUUGGCUCAAAUCCUGAUCAAGAUGAAGUCGAUUAUUUUACAAAUGAAAUUUUACCAAAAUUCAGCAAAAAUGAAAGCUCUUUACUCCCCCGCUCAGUUAGCCAACAAAACCAUUGGAAAAGUUCCUUUUUUUUGACCUAAAACCUCCUCUGUGAGCUAAAAAAAUUUGAUAUAUAAGUGAAAUUAUUAUAAUGAAAUCUCUAACUAAUUCUGUUAAUUUUAAACAGCUUGCAUUUAAUUAAUUUUUAUUUUAAAAUUAUUUCGAAUUGGGAUUUUUUAAUUUCAAAAAAAUUUACUAUAUGUUAAUUUUUUAAGCCCCUUCAGAACGAACAAAGUUUUCUCUCGCUCUCGGAGGGGGGAGUUAGGAAAUUACUAUAAAAAUGGCGAAAAAAUGAUAAUUGCAGUUUCCCCUAUAAACUUGAGGAUGACAUUUUCUCAGUCAAUUAUGACUCAUUAUCUUUCUAUAGGAAUAGUCACACCAGAAAGUCAAGUUUAUGAAAAAAUUGACGGUCUAAAAGAUGACUGCCAAAAUAUGAUGUAUAUCUAUUUAUAAUAAAUAAUUUUUACAAGUAAAUAAUGUAACAGCUAAUCAAUAUUUUCAUAUAAACUAAACAUACAUAGAAACUGGGAUUUUUGCAGGGGUUUUAGUCCUUAUUGCAUUAUUAUGCUGGUAUAUGACCCAAAACAUAGCUUCAUCUAUUGUAGCUCCAAUUGACAAAUUAUUAGAAAUCUUAGAAAGGCUUGUAAAUCAUGAUUUAGGCUUAGACAUAAAAGAACAAUAUACUCCAGGCCCCCCAGAAAUGGAAACCUUAUAUGAAGUUUUUGAUAGGCUAAGACUCGUUCUCAAGCUUAAAGAUACUGAUAAUUUUAAACAAGAAACCCACGCGAUCAUGAAUUACUCUCAAGCACUAUCAUUGUAUUCCACUUUUGGCAAUAAAAAAGCUAUGGAAAUGUGCUAUCUGGAGCUUGGAAAUAUUCAUUUGAGAAACCAUCAGUAUUUAGAAGCGGCCACAAGCUAUUAUAAUUCUUAUCAGCUUGCCCAACAAAUUGAAGGAUUUUCUGAAAAAUUAUUAGCAAAGCGAAAAUCCCAAACAGCGAGAGCAAUGAUGCUUGCUAGAGUUAAAACAGAAGAAGCUAUAAAUCUGUUUGAAGAAGCUUUGGAGUUUUAUAGAAAAGAGCCAAAUUCUCCAGAAAUUGUGUUUUGCUUACUCCCCCCCCUCCGUGAGUGAACAAAAAAAUUUUUUGUUCACUCACCGAGGGGGGUUAAUUUUUUUUUUUAAAAAAAAAUUUAUAUAUAAACUUUCUAAAAAAUUUUUUUUUCGAAAUUUAAAAAAAAUCUAAUUCGCAAAAUUUUGAAAGCAAAUAUUAAUUUAAUUUUAUAAAAUUAUGUUUAAAAUUAAACAGAAUUAGCUCUAGAUUUCAUUAUACUAAUUAUCAUUUAUAUAUAAAAAUUUUUUUUCCAUAAAAAAUUUUCUAUUAAAAAAAUUUUUGUUCACUCACGGAGGGUGGAUUUUUUGGGCAAAAAAUAAGGAUUUUUCUAAUGGUUUUGUUCACUCGCGGAGGAGGGGGAGUUAAUAGAUUACGCAGAAGGGCUUUUAGCUGAUUUUAGAAACCCUGAAGCAGCACUUGAUGAAGCCCAAUCAUUAUUAGAAAAAAGGCCAGUUGACUCCUUACAAGACAUUUUGAUGCAGAGGCAAAAGUACUAUCUUGGAGUCCACCUACAAAAUCAGUCAAAAACUAUGUUUGCAGCUGAUCUAUUUUUAUCUUGUAUAGAAGACUAUCAAUAUUUCGACCCAGCAAUCAGAAAACAGUCCAUUAAAAGACUAAUUUCUAUUUUCGAAAGCCAAAGAUUACCAGUCGACGAACUAAAUGCAGCCUUAACCACAGUAGAAGAGAGGCAACAAGAUAUCGUAAUCGCCAUGGACACAAAAUUAGGAAGCUCCUAUAUGCACGCAAACCUUAAAACUUUUAUAAAAGACAUUGUAGAUCCUAAAGACCGUCUUUCUAUAAUUAAUUUUGAUGACUCUUGUAGAAUUUUAUUCAAUCUUACCAAGCGGCUUUCAAAAGACAUAAAAUUCCCAGAAUAUAAAUUAAGAAAAGAAAAAAGGGUUUUAUUAGAUGGGAUUGCGGAGGCUUAUAAACAAAUUAUUGCCUGUAAUUUUUAUUUUGAGGAUUCUUAUUUGGAAAAUGAUACACAAAAUCAUCAAUGGGUUAUUGUGAUUACAGAUGGAGAAGAAAAAGGGAGUAAUAUAAAGCUUGAAAAAUUAGAAAAAAUUAUAAGGAGCACGCCAGCGAAUCUUGUGGUCCUUUCGGUAAAUAGUCAUUCGUUUGGGAGGAAUUUGUUGAAUGAGCUAGUAAAAAUGACGAAAAGAGGGAUAUUGAUGGAUACUGUUUAUGAAGACCUUGAAAGCUCGUUUAAGAAACUGGCAGCUUAUGUGUGUCCCUUUAAGAUUUUUUUGAAAAAUUAA
Molecule: messenger RNA, 3515 nt
Organism: Blepharisma stoltei
Lineage: Eukaryota; Ciliophora; Heterotrichea; Heterotrichida; Blepharismidae
Source: the annotation of a GenBank genome assembly